Messenger RNA from Candoia aspera, 3577 nucleotides. RefSeq names its product ubiquitin conjugating enzyme E2 Z (gene UBE2Z). The coding region runs from base 150 to 1241 and encodes 363 amino acids. The transcript has 7 exons. The record is from RefSeq and is a predicted model, not a curated record. Lineage: Eukaryota; Metazoa; Chordata; Lepidosauria; Squamata; Candoiidae.
AGGAACCAACAACAUAGGGCGCUCUGGGACUCUCUAUCUCACUGGUUGAUGUGUCCCGCUCUCGAUAGUGGGUGGUGCAUCGUGAUCCGCUCUGCCCGCCUCUGUCGAUGGUGUCGGAGGUCCCGGAAGCGUAGCCGGGACUGUUGGCGAUGAUGGCGGAGAGUCCGGCUGCUGAGGAGGCAGCUUCGGCCGCGGUGCUGGCGGCCCCGACAGGCGGAGGGCCGGGAUCCGGAGCUGGUGGCGGAGGCACGGGCGUCUUCCUGCCAGCCGAGCUGUGGGCGGUGGCGGGGUUGGGUUCGGCAGGAGGCGGAUCUGGAGCGGGAUCUGGAGUCGGGUCUGCGGGAGCCUCGGUGCCCGGAAUUCCCCCUGCUGCCGCCGCCGCUGCCGCCGCCGCCGGAGUGCUCCUUUCACAUUCGGCCUUUUGGGACCCCACGACUAGUGGCGACUGGGACGGAGAGAGGCCGAGCGCUGCCUGCCUGCUCCGCAUCAAACGGGAUAUUAUGUCAAUCUAUAAGGAACCACCUCCUGGAAUGUUUGUCGUACCUGACCCUCACGAUAUGACCAAGAUUCAUGCGUUGAUCACAGGCCCCUUUGACACGCCUUACGAAGGGGGUUUCUUCUUGUUCCUGUUUCGCUGUCCUCCAGAUUAUCCCAUCCAUCCGCCACGGGUCAAACUGAUGACAACUGGGAAUAAUACAGUGAGGUUUAACCCUAACUUCUACCGAAAUGGGAAGGUCUGCCUCAGUAUUCUAGGCACGUGGACUGGUCCAGCCUGGAGUCCUGCGCAAAGCAUUUCUUCGGUGCUUAUAUCUAUACAGUCUUUAAUGACUGAGAAUCCCUAUCACAAUGAACCUGGCUUUGAACAGGAAAGGCAUCCAGGAGACAGUAAAAAUUACAAUGAGUGCAUUCGACAUGAGACUAUCCGCAUUGCUGUGUGUGACAUGCUGGAAGGGAAAUGCCCUUGUCCAGAGCCUUUACGUGGAGUUAUGGAGAAGUCCUUCAUGGAAUAUUAUGAUUUUUAUGAGGGGGUGUGCAAAGAGAGGCUUCACCUCCAGGGACAGUCCAUGCAGGACCCCUUUGGGGAGAAGCGAGGACACUUUGACUACCAGUCCCUUCUAGCACGUUUGCAGGGAAUCCGCCUGAAGGUGCAGGAGAAGCACCAGCAGGAGAAUCCAGACAUAGACUCAGAAAGCAGCUCUUCUGAAACAGAAACAGACACUCAAGGGAGCAUUAAGAUUUAGAUGCUUCCCAUCUGAUCACUUGGGAAUCCAAAACGUGGGGGUGGGAUCUUCCAACUCCAGGUGCUGUGGAGGACCCCAGAGAGACCUAAGAACUGGUUUAUGUUCCAGAGUGAGCACACAAGUGGAGAAACAGCCUUUUGUUAUCUCCAUCAAGUGCUCUGGUACAUCCUGUUAAAAGAGGAUUUGAUGCUAAAACUGAACUGGGCUUGUGAGAGGCUGCAUUUUGGAAAUGACCUUUCCCUCUGCUGGAAACCUCUGAGUAAAUGAUACACAAAAAAGGCAUUUUGGAAAAACCUGUGGUAGGCAGGUUUAUGUCCCCCUUUCCCCCAGUUCUCAAAGAGCAUGAGAUAAAGCAUGGCUCCUUGUUCCUUUGUCCUUGUUUCAUAAAUGUACUGCAUAUUCCUAGCACCUCCCUCCCAGCUUGUUUCUACACCUUGAUGGGCUCCCAGCAAUUGAGUCUGUUAAAGCACUUUUUGACCAUUUGUACAUCACGUCCUAUUUCUUCAGAUCUGGUGCAUUGUAGCUUCCCAGUCGGGUUGGUAUUGCCUGUCCUAGACAGACCAAAGAGGAAGAAUUUCUGCUGGAACUGGGCUUUGUUUUGGGUUUUUUUUUUUAAACAAACAAGUUUCCACAGCUUUACUAAAUUCUUGUUUUCCUGACUUUCACCUGGAGUUCAAGCAGGAAAGGAGUAAAAUGCAACCCAGGAAAAGAAUUAAUGUUUUCAGCCUACUGUGCAAGUCAACCUUCAGCUUUCCAAAGUAAACUUUACCUCGUUUCACUGACCAUCUUUUGUGGCUCUAAAGGAGAAAGAAUCUUUCUCUCCCUUGGUAAGAUGGAUAUAAUUUCAGGGGUGGGUUAGGCAUUAUAGUUUAGGAGAAGUAAUGAUUGCAGAAGAGAAGUACAAAUAAGUGCAGCAGCACAAACAAAUUAGCAUGCUUAUCUGAAGUAGCUCUGGCUUCCAUGCUUUUUUGGGGAGGCGGGGAGAACAUAGCUAGGAGUUUGGUGACAGAGAAGGAAGAAACGUGGUCCGUGUCUAUUAGACUGUUAAGCCUGGGAAGUAAAUUGUUGAACUAUCCUGUCAAAGGAUUGGGUCUUAUUUUAGUAAGAGCUUGUUGAAACUGAAAUAUGGAGUUGCACGGUAGUAGAUGAGUCUAUAAAAUCUGCCAUAAAUCCCUUCUUCCAGAUUGUAUCUAUGGUAUAAAAAAGGUUCCAGCCUACUGAAGAUUUUUUUUUAAGUGUGGAAAGUUUAACUCUUUCUAGAGAAGAUCCAGGAGACUUAGCACUUUUAGAAACUGCUUUAAGCCUUUUGAAAACUGGAAGAAAGUUCCUGAUUAUUGAUGCACAUGGUAAUCUGAAGCAGGGAGCUAUCCUGGUAGGAAAGUUUGCAUUCAGCCUUCAGCCUAGUAAUAUAAAUGGAUCCCUGCUGGUACCCUCUAUCCAUCCCACCUCUUUCUUUAAAGAUCCGGUAUGCCCAUAGGCAGUGAUUUUCUUUCCAGCUGUUCUUGUACUUCCUUUGGGAUAUAAGAGAGGGCAUUCUGCUGCUCAAAGUAUCCUGCAGCUUUGGAUGUUGGAAAAACUGAUUACAUCUAAUUUGAGAACAGGGUGGAAUUGUUUCUCUGUUUUCCCUCUCCCCCAAAAGAGACUCUCCAAGGGACAUGGAUAGCUGGUGGAAUCUGAAAAAAAAAAAUUGCAAUACAAGUUUACAUGUAGACUCCUUGUGAAGGGAAGGCCUCAAGAGGCGGAGCGAAUUGUAUCAUGUUCAUUUAAUCUCAUUAGGUACAAUCCCACAAAAGUCAGAUUUACUUGUUCUCUUCCCAUCUCCCCAAAAAUCAAAGGGAUGUAAGUGCACAGUUAAUUUUUUAAGUCCUGCUGGAAUCAGUGAGACUUAGGCCUUACGCACUCUGUGCCAACUGAAUAAAUUUGGGUUUCCCCAUGCAAGAUUCACUAGGGCUAGAAGUGCUUCUGGUUAGAGCACUAUGAUUUCAAGGGAUCUUAACUCCAGACGCAUGUUGGCUGUUGAACCAUUGCAUACAUUUCUUUAAAACAAAACAUGAAAAAUGCCUUAUUUUUCAUGUGGCUCGCAUGUGGGUGUAAGAAAAAAAAAGGAAUCUGAUUUUGUAGCUGCCCAUGAUCAUCUGUCUUCUGAAUGUUUCCAUUUCAAGAAGUGACAAUCCUAGAUGACUGAUCUAGACAAACGUUAGUGACAUAAUUUUAGGCCUAACAAGCUUAAGGAAAACAAGAAACAAAUGCACAAGGGUCUUCAAAUAAAGAAACCUUGUUUAUAUACAGUUGUAAAUAAGGGUUUUUUUGGUGCAAUAAAGUUUGUUUUGGCAGGA